Messenger RNA from Phodopus roborovskii (desert hamster), 755 nucleotides. RefSeq names its product fatty acid binding protein 7 (gene Fabp7). Gene Ontology annotation, cellular component: nucleus; cytosol. The record is from RefSeq and is a predicted model, not a curated record. The transcript is spliced from 4 exons. Gene Ontology annotation, molecular function: fatty acid binding. Gene Ontology annotation, biological process: fatty acid transport. Lineage: Eukaryota; Metazoa; Chordata; Mammalia; Rodentia; Cricetidae. The coding region runs from base 64 to 462 and encodes 132 amino acids.
GUGGUGGUUAAGACCCGAGUUCCUCCAGCUCCUACCUAUUUUCUGCUGAGCAGGAACGCAAGGAUGGUGGAUGCUUUUUGUGCCACCUGGAAGCUGACGGACAGUCAGAAUUUUGAUGAGUACAUGAAAGCUCUGGGCGUGGGGUUUGCCACCAGGCAAGUGGGAAAUGUGACCAAGCCCACGGUGAUAAUCAGCCAGGAAGGCGGCAAAGUGAUCAUCAGGACCCAGUGCACAUUCAAGAACACAGAGAUCAGUUUCCAGCUGGGAGAAGAGUUUGAGGAAACGAGCAUAGAUGACAGGAAUUGUAAGUCUGUUGUUCGGUUGGAUGGAAACAAACUUAUUCAUGUUCAGAAAUGGGAUGGCAAACAAACAGAUUGUGUGAGAGAAAUUAAGGAUGGCAAAAUGAUUGUGACUCUUACCUUUGGCAAUGUUGUUGCUGUCCGCUAUUAUGAAAAGGCAUAGAAGAGAUGAUGGUUCUUUGGAAGUUCGAUUGGCUGUAGUCUCAGAGACAGCCAACUACUGCACCAAUGGUCACUCGUCAGACAUGAGACAGUUGUCUUUGAUGUGGAGGCAGAAAAUUAUAAUUUAAAGGUGUGUUACUCCAAGCAACUCGUAGAAAUUUUGAUAUGUGAAGUGACCCUCUUUUGCAAUUUGCUACAAUUUUUUAAUAACUUUUUAUAAAAAUGGAAUAUGCCUUAUGAUUUCCUUUGGAAAGGAAACCCAAGUGGAAUAAAAAGUAUACAUACUUACAAAAA